Coniophora puteana RWD-64-598 SS2 is the source of this 1600-nucleotide messenger RNA. Its product is annotated as NAD(P)-binding protein. Lineage: Eukaryota; Fungi; Basidiomycota; Agaricomycetes; Boletales; Coniophoraceae. The transcript has 9 exons. The record is from RefSeq and is a predicted model, not a curated record. Gene Ontology annotation, molecular function: methyltransferase activity. Bases 54 to 1457 code for a protein of 467 amino acids.
GUCCGCCUUUUAAAUAGCACUCGCGGCAUCUCACUUUUUUCGAUCGCUCCAAAAUGUCCGCAGGCGCUGUUCUUCCCUCAUCCCCAGAUGAAGUAGUGGACGCAGUGCGAAAUGCGUACGGAACCGUGGCCAAGGAAGGCGCAGAUAGGGCUUACGCCGAUACUGUCGCGCAGGCGUUCGGAUACACGGCCGAACAGCUCCAAUCUGUCCCCGAGGACUCCCACAUGGGAUUGAGCUGCGGAAACCCGGUGGCCACAGCAUCUAUCAGGGAGGGGGAAAACGUUAUUGAUCUCGGAUCGGGCGGCGGUGUCGAUGUUUUCCUUGCAGCUGCGAAGGCGGGCCCCACGGGCCAGGUGGUAGGGCUUGAUAUGUCCCCAGAUAUGAUCGCCCUUGCACGCCGCAACGCGGCCAAGAGAAAUCUCAAGCCUCCCCGUGUUUCAUUCGUGAAGACGCUUCUGCAUGAACGUUUGCCUAUCAACUCCGACUCGGUUGACUGCGUGCUCUCGAACUGCGUCAUCAACCUCUUGCCCACAGAGGGUAAGGCGAACCUGUUAAAGGAAGUAUACCGUGUGCUCAAGCCGGGUGGUCGCGUCGUCUUGGAUGAUAUCAUUGCGAAGAAAGAAUUCACCGAAACUCUGCGCGUGAAUCUCCAGGCUUACGUAGGUUGCGUAUCAGGUGCCCUUCAACUCCAUGAGUAUCGGGAGAUCAUGCAAAACGCGGGCUUUCAAGACGCCGUGUUCGUAGAUACCAAAGGUGACCUAAACGCAUAUACCCAGGGCGAUUCUAUUGGCUGCUGUGCUAAGCCAGAACCAUCGACCUCAUGUUCUGUAUCAUCUUCUUGCCAGCCAGCAUCAUGUGGACCUUCAUCCUCCUGCAAACCGACCUCAAGCGGAACUUCUACGCAAUCAACAUCUACGAUUGCGCAUCAGGUUGCGGACGUGAACGAAUGGGCUGCAUCCUAUCAGAUCUAUGCGACAAAACAAGCCAACGCUUCUGCAUCUGACGGUGACGUUGUAUCCACGGCGGUCCCGGUCCUGGAGAGCUGGAAAGACGCCUAUCCCACCCCAAAGUCAAGCCCGCGCCAAAUAACGGCUCAGGAAGUUGCCGAACUGCUCAAAUCCGCUCCGGCGGACCGCCGUGCUCACGACUUUGCAGUGAUCGAUGUAAGACGGGAUGAUCACGCAGGUGGACACGUCCGAGGGAGUUACCAGCGCGCCGCUCAGAGCUUCUACGAUGAUCUCCCGGAGUUUCUCGAAAAGUUCAAGGAAACAAACAAGGUUAUAUUCUACUGCGGCAGCUCGAGCGGGCGUGGACCGUUAUGCGCAGCGUGGUAUCAAGAUUAUCUCAACGAACACGGUAUCGGAAGCUCGGAGGCGUUGGUCAUGGCUGGGGGCGCAAAGGCGUGGCUUGCGGCGUUCGCAGGCGACGAAGCAUUAACAGACCAGGAAAAGGCGUAACUUCUGAUUUGCACUGGAUAUAAAAGAAAAUAUACAGCAGUGCGCACAAUCAUUGGUGGACGGUGUAUUUGAGAGAGGUGGUGUCAACGAUCAUUAAAAUACUAAAACCUUGUGCUUCUCCAUGCGACCAUCUUUGUUCAAAG